Molecule: messenger RNA, 903 nt
Organism: [Candida] anglica
Lineage: Eukaryota; Fungi; Ascomycota; Pichiomycetes; Serinales; Debaryomycetaceae
Source: the annotation of a GenBank genome assembly
AUGCAACAAAAGGAAAAUUCGUCAAGUGAACCUUUCUUUCGGGCUAGUAACUCAAAGUUAGUGGCACCUGGGUCCUUUAGCUUUAGUGCUGGCCCUCCACUCAACCAAAUUAAAACUCAUGAAAAUAUCUAUCCACCAAUUAUUGCAACUGCAACCUUGUCCAAAUCACUUGGUACAAGCCACCAAAGUUCCCAAAUGAGAGAAGGUGGAUCAAGUAGACUUUCUAGAAAGAAUUGUAUUCUCCAGAAGCCAAAUCCUGUAAAGCAACGGAUUUUAAUUACUACACCAGAAAUCGUUCCACUGACUGCCAGUAUUAGAAAUUCAAGCCAUCAAUCAAUCACGACUAAUGAAGAUGAAGUAUUUUAUGAAUCUUCCCCAGUGUUACCUCUCCAAUUAAAUAUUCCCGAUAUUAUUAGUAUUCCCAAUCAAGCAUACAGGGAUUUUGAACAAACACAAACCAAUAAAUUUAUACUUGACUCAAGCAAACUUAUGGAGGAAGGUACAUUCUUUCCUACAUUACUACAAGAGCUGUUCAACCCUAUAGUUCCAGUUGAAAUUACUCCUAUGGGUCGUCCAUUGAUUUCAAAUACGAUGCCUCUUGAUUUACUUUCACUCAUUCCUGAUUUAGAGGGUAUUUACCUCAGGAAAUCAGCACCAUUCUGCACUAUGUAUGAAAAGGAAACUGAAAUCUUAUUGAAAAUUUUGACAUUGGAAUUUGAAUCAUUAGAAGAAUAUUCAACAACCAUUCAACCAGUUCAUUUCAAUAUAGUAACAAGAUUCAAACAGAUUUUCAGAGGAUAUACCGAAGAAGAAUAUGAUUUAUUAUACCCAUGGGCUAAAUAUUUUACAGCUGGAGAUUCAAAUCUUGAUGAUGAAGAUUCUGAUUUUGAAGAAAAUUAUUAG